AUGGCCACCCUAACUCUCGUAAAACACUCGUUGCUCCCUGGGCGACUCCGGCCCCCCACCUCCCGGGCAGUGUUUGCCCUCGACGGCCCGCCCUGCCCCUGCGAUUACCUGUGCAGGAACUCGAGAGCCGCGUGGCCAGGGCCGGUCCCCGCGCGGGCUGCAGGGCUGGGUCACGCGUGCGGCGGGCGGGGCAGCAGGCUCAGCGCGCCCGGGCGCUGCUCCCCGCGGGGCCGCCCCGCCCCGCCCGGGGGCUGCUCCCCACGGCCCGCGACCCCGGCCGGAGCGCGGCUCCCCCGCCGUCAGGCCCGGGAUCCGGCCGGGAGAGGCGCGGGGCUGUCCCUCAGCAUCCACAGGCACCCGGCCGCAGGAAGGAGGCGGCGGCGGCGGCUGGAAAAUUCGGGGGAACCCGCCCCUUGGGGCUGGGGCCGGCGCGAGCUGCGCGGAGGGACCCCUCCCUCUCGGCCCCGCUGUGAUCGCGGCGGCGGCGCGGCUAGGGGCGCACCCGGGGCCCUUCCCGGCGGGGGCGCGGGCCGAGGCCGGGGAAGCCCGCCAGCAUCCUCUGGCCCGCCAGCCCGAGCGCCGAGCCGAGCCGAGUCCGGGCGCGGCGCACGGCACAGUGAGUCCCCGCGCGGCGCUGGCGGCUGCGGCUCCGGGGCCACGCGCGCUCCGGGCCCCCGGAGGCGGGCGGCGCUCCUCCCUCCCGGCAGUCACCGCCCUCUCGGCGAGCGCGUCUCGGAGUUGUGGGUGGGGGGAGUGCCCCGCUCCAGACCCGGGACCCGCGGGGGAAGGCGGAGAAGGCGAGCAGCGCGGGGGCGAGAGUUGGAUGGGCUCCAGGGGCCCCAAGCUCCAGCACUGGGCGGCGACUGCAGCGUGGAAGCGCAGAGACCUAUGCAGACAGCACACAGUAGAUGCUCAGCCAGGUCAGCCAUCAGGAAAGACCAGAGGAGCCACCCAGCCUGUGCCCUCAGAACACCUUCCAGCUCUGCCAGGACACCAGGUCCACGAACAAGACAGACCCUCAGCUGUGCGCAUUCAGAGGGGACAGGAAAAGAGUGCAAGAAAAUGGAGACACGGCAGUGAUGUCUGGGGCUCAGACCUCCAAAUCUGGAGUUUGUUUUCUCUCCAUCUGCAGGGGUGCUGGAGAUGCCCGAGGUCCACACUGUUGCUUGAACCACCCUGCUGCUCCCCCUCCUUCAGCCACAC
Messenger RNA from Manis javanica (Malayan pangolin), 1203 nucleotides. The record is from RefSeq and is a predicted model, not a curated record. Lineage: Eukaryota; Metazoa; Chordata; Mammalia; Pholidota; Manidae.